Nicotiana tabacum (common tobacco) is the source of this 1227-nucleotide messenger RNA. RefSeq names its product BURP domain-containing protein 6-like. The record is from RefSeq and is a predicted model, not a curated record. Lineage: Eukaryota; Viridiplantae; Streptophyta; Magnoliopsida; Solanales; Solanaceae.
UUCCAUCCAAGCUUUUGCUUUCAAUCCUUUAUCCAUUGAUCCAUUCCACACUCUCUCAUAGAAAAAAUUUCCAAUGAACUUUCAGAUACUCUACUCGCUUAUCAUCUUUUGUCUUGCUUUUGUGACAAGUACUUACGCAGCAAUAUCUCCAGAGAUUUAUUGGAAAGUAAAAUUGCCCAACACUCAAAUCCCCAAAGUCAUCAAACAUUUCCUUCCCCAAUCAGAGGAUGACAUACGUGAGCUAAAACAAGAUAAGACGAAUACAAAGGAAAAAGUAUACUACGGUUUACACCAGCAUGGAAUCUUGGUUUAUCAUGUUGCUACCGAGGAUGAGUUACGUGAUAUAAAGAAGGAAAUCCCUAGCAAAAAUGAAUUCCAACAAGUAACUGAAAUAAGCCGUGCAAGGAGUGAUCUUCAAGAUGAUUUCCUUUACAAACCUUACUUCUUAGAAAAGGAAUUGGCGAAGGGAAAAGUCAUUAACCUUCCCUCUUUCAAAAACAAAAACGAUGCACCCUUUUUGAGUCGCCAAUUUGUGGAAUCGAUUCCCUUCUCUUUGAAAAAAAUUCUAGAAAUUCUAAACCAUUUCUCAAUUGAUAGUAGCUCAAAGGAUGCUCAAACUAUUGAGGAAACAAUCAAAUUUUGUGAAGAGAUAGAGGUGAAACAUAAAGAGAAGAAAAGUUGUGCAACUUCUUUGGAAUCUAUGGUAGAUUUCAGCUUAUCCAUGCUAGGAAGUAAUAAUAUUGUGGCAAUUACAACAGAGGUACAAGGGGAAACUCCAAUGUUGCAAAAAUACACCAUUCAAGAAGUUCAACAAAUAGGUGAUGGGGAUAACAUGGUAUGCCACAAACUUAAUUACGCAUAUGCAGUGCAUUUUUGCCAUGUUGGUGGACGUACCAUGACAUUUGCGGUAUCUAUGAUUGGUGCUGAUGGAACAAAGGUUAAAGCAAUAUCUGUAUGCCACAAAGAUACAUCUCUUUGGAACCCAAGGGGAUUGCCUUUUGUAGUGCUUAAACUUAAGCCUGGAACUACUCCUAUUUGUCAUUUCCUUCAAGAUGAUCAAAUUGUCUUUAUCCCUUCCAAAGAGACCACUAAUUAUGCUAUCUGAUCACAAUUAAACUUAACCCUAAGAGUUUGGUAAUUAUGCAGUGGUGGCUACAAAAUCAUGGUACUUGUUUAUUAUGUGUGAUAUAUCUUUAUAAUAAUGAAAAUGAUUCUGGCUUUAUGGUA